Messenger RNA from Rotaria sp. Silwood1, 1083 nucleotides. NCBI's taxonomy places the organism in Eukaryota, Metazoa, Rotifera, Eurotatoria, Philodinida, Philodinidae. The record is from the annotation of a GenBank genome assembly.
AUGAGUGAUGUUUUGUCAAAAUCGUUUCCAAAUUUCGAUGUAAAAAUUCAAAAACAAGACGGCACAACAUUUACAAUAUCGUAUCAUGAUUUUGUUCAUCAUAUUUUGUUACUUCGUCAAGUAAUUAAACAUCCGGAAAUGACACAAGAAGGAGAUAUAUUAGAGAAAUUCAUUAAACAAUAUUGUGAAAAAAUGGCACGGCAACAAAUGAAAUUCAAACAUCAACAAUUGAAGCUUUCAUGGCAAAUUGAUUGGAUUUGGCAUGUACAUCGUCUUCACCCACUUGCUUAUUACGAUGAUUGUUGUAAACAGCUUGUAGACGGUGAGCCUGUAGAUCAAAAGGUUCAAACAUUUCCAACAAAUUAUAACAAUGAAUAUGAUACAACUACUUCGAAUUCAUCAACAAACAGUCAUGUGAAUUUUGUUCCUUCAAUCGAUUUAGUUCAAGCAGUGCUUCGUCAACGUGAUUUUCUUAAUAAGUUCAAGAAACAUAUUUUUUACACAUGCAAUUUAGAAAAGAUGAAUAGAUCAUUAUUUGUGAAAUUGGUACAAAAGUAUGUUUUAUUUAUGAAAUUAGCUCAGCAAAAUGAUAUUAUUGUACCAACAUUUAAUAUUGAUUUGAUAUGGCAUACACAUCUAAGAUAUCCAAUGCACUAUCGAGCAUGUUCAAUAGCUGUAUGCGGUUUUGUCCUUGAUCAUAAUGAUUCGAUUGAAGCAAGUGUUUUAACAGAUGCCUUUCAAAAAACAGCUGAUCGAUGGAAGAAGGCAUAUAAUUCAAGUAUAAUAGAUGACGUUGGAAAAACAACUGUAAUACCAUCGCGAGAUACUAGUUUUACUCAUACGGUUCUUGCGUCUAUUUUCAAUGACAGUUUCGUAGGGAUCGAAAGUGGAUUUGAAUCCAAUGGUGGAGAUGUAGGCGACUCGAGCGGUGGGAAUGGAGAUGGAUCAAAUGGUGAUGGUGGAGGUACGUCGAAUUGUGGUGGUGGAGGUGUAUCAAGUUGUGGUGGUGGAGGUGCAUCAAGUUGUGGUGGAGGUGCAUCGAGUUGCGGCGGCGGAUGUGGAGGAGGUUGUGGUGGUGACUAA